AUGGAGGGAAGGAAAGGGGAGGGUAACGAGCAGGCAAGCAGUAGAAGCACGAGGUGGUGCAGUGGGCAGGAGACGGGCAGGGCAGCUCGCACCUGCAUGGGGCUGAGAUCUCCUUCCCCUCUCGCAUGGCUCUCCCCCCACCUCUUCCCCUCCCCGCCCCCUGCCGUCUCCUUCCUCCUGCAGUACUUCCGCCAGCCUGGAAUGAUUGCUGACCUGCUCGCCCGCCCCCAUAACUGCACCUGGGUUCCGACGGCUUGGGGGACGGGGAAGGGGAGGAGAAAAAGGGAGGCAGGUGGAAUUGGGGGUGAUAGGAAGGGGGAGGCUGGGCGGCAAGGGGGAGCGGUGGAGGGAGGGAGUGUGAGGGUGGUGGAGAUGCUAGUGCAUGCGGAUAGUCCUGAAGAGUGGAGGGAAUGGAGGGAGUACUGGUGUGGAAGGAAGCCGCUGACCAACCCUGCUGACCCUGCUGCCUCUGCCGGUGCUGCUGGUGCUCUUGCCGCUGCCACCCGCAGUAACGUGGUAACCCUGUUACAGGACGACGACCUGCUGCUGUGGGACUGCAGCUGGCUGUGGGGCAUCCUCCAUGAGAUGGACGCACGGCCGCUAGUCGCUGCACUGGGCUACAGGACAGGGAAGAUAGACGUGGAUGGGAGUAACUGGGGUGCUCCCCUCACCUGGUACAGGUUCGGGGGAUGGCUCUGGACCCACCCGUCCUACGACCCCCGAACCAGCCUACGGGGUUUUUUCGCGGGUGUGGUGGAUUUUGCGCCGUUUGUGAUGCGGCGGGAUGUGUUUUUGGAAUUAGGGGGGCUUGAUGAGGGGCUGUCGGCGCGGGGUGAGUGCGGGAUUAUCACCGAUUGGCAUUUCACUUAUCGGAUCUGGUUUGGUGGUUACCAGGUAAUGAAUGUAGCGUGGGAUCCUCCAGAGAGUGGGAUUGGGAGGGGUGUGGAGGGCGGCACACAUGUGGGCGUGAGAUUGAGCCCACGGCACCUGCACUUUCUGAUCAAUGAUGGGCAUAUGAGAAGGCACCAGAUAGAGGUGCUGAACUCAUGGCAGCAGAGGGAGGUGAAGAGGGUGAAUGUGAUGUUCCGGACAUUGGAUGUGUGGGAGUGA
Messenger RNA from Closterium sp. NIES-65, 1110 nucleotides. NCBI's taxonomy places the organism in Eukaryota, Viridiplantae, Streptophyta, Zygnematophyceae, Desmidiales, Closteriaceae. The record is from the annotation of a GenBank genome assembly.